Molecule: messenger RNA, 3234 nt
Organism: Spodoptera exigua (beet armyworm)
Lineage: Eukaryota; Metazoa; Arthropoda; Insecta; Lepidoptera; Noctuidae
Source: the annotation of a GenBank genome assembly
AUGAUCCAAACAAAAAAACCAAGCGGAAAGCGGCAACAGAUUGUCUGGCGGCUCGAAUGUGAGCUGGGCAUAAUUUCCGAUAGUGACUGUCCUAUUGAUGGAGGUUGGUCCGCCUGGAGUCCUUGGUCGGCAUGCCAAGGCCCUUGUGACGACGUUGGACACCGUCACCGAACAAGAGAAUGCAUCAACCCGCCACCAUCUCAAGACGGUACGCCUUGUGGUGGGUCGGAUGAACAAACCGAUAUCUGUUACCUUACAAACUGCACUGUCAAUGAUUUUCGGGAACUGGUUAAAGGUGACUCUGCUAGGAUGGAGGCCCUAAAUCAACUAGAAGCCGUACCUGCUUUAAUGGAACGCUGUUUACAAAUGGAAUGCCCAUUCGAAGCAAUUGAGGCAGCUUUAGCUUUUGAUAAUACAUGGCAACUUAAUUCAGAAUCUUUGUGGAACGCAUUACAAUGUGUGAAGCGUAACCUGGGUUGUCCGUUGAUAGGCGAGUGGGGAACAUGGGGUUCCUGGUCUUCUUGCGGAGCCAGAUGUGGACGAGGCUUAAAGUGGAGAUUACGAAGAUGUGAUACACCUGCACCGUCGGACGCGCGUCUUGCUUGUGCUGGCUCUCCUCUUAUAGCAGAUGUUUGCGUAGGCGACCAAUGCGCUAUUACUAGCAAAGAUUUUGGAGGAAGUUGGGGUGAGUGGGGCUCCUGGUCAGCGUGUUCAGAGAAGUGUGGAGCAGGGGUAAGACGCCGAAGGAGAGUUUGUCAUGAAACCGACACCCCUCCUGUUUCCGGAACGUGGGGUACGCAUUGUCGAGGACAGCACGAUCAGUUAGAGGUUUGUGAAAAUGAUUUUUGUUCGUUGGAUGGUGGAUGGUCAGGAUGGGGAAGUUGGGGACCUUGCUCACAGACCUGCGGAGCAGGCAAACGGGCUAGAACAAGAACCUGUACUAGACCUAUCCCUCAGGGUAAAGGGUCGACUUGUGUCGGCCCUAAAACUGAAGUUGGCACCUGUCAUUUCAAUCCUUGUGAAACAUUUUCUCAUACAGUUGCCAUAUUUCAUGGUGAAUCAGCUCUUCAGUACAACUUUGAAAAUAAGCGCGCUACAUUAUAUCAUUUCUACAUGCGAUUUAUGCCCUUGUCACCUCAUGGAACGUUGGUACGUCGAGAAGCGGGUCAAAAUUCUUUUGUUCGUCUCAGUUUACAGAAAUGGCAUGUUUGUCUAGACGCGUGUGGCGCAACUCGGUCAUGUUGUCUGCCUAGGAUUUGCUCGCACACAAACUUUGAACCAGCCACUUGGCAUACCGCUCUUCUGGCUGUGACGGGCGAAGGAGCUAUGUUGAGGCUCAAUGAAGCCACCAUACCAUUAAAGAUUUCUUGGCCUUGUGACCCAGAUUUGCCUGAUGACAAAAUGAAAAUUUUUGUAGGAGAAAGAUUUCAGGGACAAAUUCAGGAACUCAUUUUGAAUUUUAUUCCGUUGAAUAUGAUUAUAAGUCGCAAUCAGAGAUCCAGAAAAAGCGAUUUACAUCCUAUCGCUGCUUCAAAUAUAGCAUAUGAAAAAGCAAAUACGGAAGAAGCAUACAUGUACAUCAACAAUGACCAGUAUUUAUGCCUACCCUGCUUCAUUAAUCAAGAAAAUUGGCAGUUAGAACUCACUUUGAAAACCAAAAAAGAAGCGGGAACUAUUUUAUUUUUGAGAGCCGAAAGAAGCACCAGCUGGUUACAUUUAUAUUUGCAAAAUAUGAGAUUAAAGAUGAAGUUAGCUAUUGGUUCCUUUCGAGCAGAAGGCAGUAGUACAUCGGAUUGCGCGCCAGAUCAAUGGCUUGACGUUACUAUUACCAAAAACAAAGAUACAAAUGCAAUUGAAGCUUGUAUCAACGCUGGCGAACGAGUACACGUAUUGUUCGAAGAAGUGGCCCGUAAAAGACGUGACUCAGUUAAAAUCAUAACGCCACCUACAGACCCAGAUAAGGCAUCAUUGAGAGCUGAAAAUGUUGUAAUUGAGCAACCAAAAGACUUUGUAUUUUCGUUGUGCUCUGACGAAUUCUACAUUGGUGGGAUACCAAAUAACUUAAAAAGUAAUCUUAACGAGGAAGUUGUUCCGUUUCAUGGAGUUAUAGCUUCUAUUAGGGAAAAUGGAGUCCUAUUAGAUUUACAUAGUUAUAACAUGGAGAGAUAUAAAGAAGACAAAGUUCAAGUCUCCUCGAGAUCUGCGAGUAUAUCUGGAUCUUACCAUGAAACAGCGUGGGGUAAGUCUAACAGGUUGAACCUGACGUGCCUUCAUGCAAGAACAGCUCGAUCUCCACACGAAGCUAGCUGGUUGUACCUCGAUACAGCAAUCGAUGCAAGAACUCUUAAAGAAAAAACUGCGAGAUCGGUUAAUGAUGGACGAGUUCUGAGACUCGUAGCUACAGCUGACCAUGAUCUAAGAGGAUUUUACACAUGUCGUGCGCACAGCAACAGACGUACUCAGAAUAUCGUCACUUACGGUGUUUUAGGCAAGAUUCAAUACAAACUAAGUGGACCUGACACGACCACAGCUAUUGCUGUUGUCACAACACUGGUUUUAGUAAUAAGCACACUUACUUGGCUUGUCAUCGAAUGUUUUCAUGACAUUCGUAACGGCUAUGGUUUCUUUAGGGAUGCGCAUUUGUCACCCCAGGAGGAAGCUGAAGCGGUGUGUGAAUACAUCGAUCAGAAUAUUAAUUUAUUGUCUUCGAAGAGCGAUGCUAAAGUGGCUAAGGCUCGAGCUAGGAAGAGGGCUAGACAGCUAGUGAGCCGAUCUAAUUUUGCUGCUCAAGAACCGCAAGGCCUAAUGCAGGAGAGUUUACAUCCAGAACAAAGUGAUGACUCAGUGAGUGAACCCGAGGGAUUGCCCGCAUUGCCUGAAGUGAAGAGCUCUAGACCAUUCCCAACUGUGUACAGCAAUGUGUUUAGGGUAGAACCGUGCUAUAUUAGUUCGCCUCGUCCAGAUUCAACAUCGACCCCGAAACUGAGAGCGACGUCAACAUCAUCCUUUGAGCUCGUCUCUCCAAGAGUUCUUUGCUCGCGGCUUCUAAUGCACAAGCACACUUCUUCCAAAGAAAGUUUCUAUUCGAAGAAGAGUUCGGCUCGUGGCGGCUUUACGACACUACGAAAGAAGAAAGGAAGUCUGGUCACUAUAAAAUCUUCCGUCUAUGUAGCUCAAACUCCCGCUCAAAAGAUUCUGCAACGGUUCCAAAGCCUAAAAGGCGAAGAUGUUUAG